AUGGCUGAUAGUAACAACACGAAUGAUGCGAAUCCCCAACCCAUCACCGGGUUGGAGAUUACGCCGUACGUUCAGCCGCCUCCUCAUGCUGUUGCUGCUGCUGCUGCUGUUGAGACAGAACCAAUGUUGAUUGAGGAGGACAAUUCAUCGGAUCAUGAUGAGGAUGAAUCGACGCCGUCUCCAGGUCUCGGAGAAGACGACGUGGUGAUGGAGGCGCAACCCAUCUCGUUUGGGUUGCCUUCUGCAGCGCUGCAGUUAAUGAUUCUGGUGGCAGGGGGGGCGGCGGCGACCGGUGGUGUUGUUUCCCGACGGGGAAAAAGGAAAUUGAGGACCACAGAGCACGUUUCGGAGACCUUAUUACAAGAUAAGUUUUAUACGCAUCCGUCGUGCUUAAAAACGUAUCGCUCGGUGCGAGAGGUUGCAAGAUUCAUCAGUGAGUGUAAUCGCUCUAUUACACCAACCUUUGCAACUCCAGCCGAAGGCAGUGAUAUUAAGGUUCGCCUGACUUCAUCUGUUCCGAGGGCGGCUGCUUCUUCAUCAGAAGAUGCCAAUAAUGAGGAGAAGAAGAAAGUUGACGAGAAGAAAUCCAGUGAACCAAACAAACCAAGCAGCAGCAGGGUGAGAUGCUUCCCGGUGGUGUUUGCCGAGGACGAGGAAGCAAGAAAGACCCGGGAGGUUGUACAAACACUGGCAUCAGCUCGGAACAAUCUCAUGAAGCUGUUCCCUCCUCAACCCCGACAACAGCCGGCGCCGGGACCCACCAGCUUGCUCUAUCCCACCGUCAGCUUCGUCGAUUCCUGUCUCCAACAGAUGAGGAGGUUCGGUAUGCAGCGCGCUGCAGCUUCUGCCAGUUCCGCUCCCGGUGCCGGAGUUGGACAGAAUAAUAACCCAAGUGCCUUGCCGGUGGCCGGUUAUGCUGGCGGCGGCAGUACUCAAGCGGGUGGGUUUACUUCAACUGCUGCUGCCGCUACUCCUCCUCCUUCUCGCGGUGGUAACUAUCAAGGCACCGGUUUCAACUUCGACCCCAAAGAGAGGAGAUUUUACUGA
Oldenlandia corymbosa var. corymbosa is the source of this 1047-nucleotide messenger RNA. The record is from the annotation of a GenBank genome assembly. NCBI's taxonomy places the organism in Eukaryota, Viridiplantae, Streptophyta, Magnoliopsida, Gentianales, Rubiaceae.